UUCUGCACAAACCAAGCCAAGCCUCACAAUGCUGAUUUUACCAAACCAAGUGGCUGAUAAAUUAGCUGUGAUGUAGCUGUUUCUAGACCUCCCUUUCUGCAAUUUAGUCUUCACACGGCUCUGAUGGCAGAGUGGGACAGGUGGACUGAGCUGGAGGAGGAACCCAACGUCUCCUGUUUGGGACAAUUCGAGUAGCAGUAGACAAAAAAAAGAAAAAGGGUGGAACAGAGUCAGUUCAGAGCUUACGUCUCACUGUGUCCACCCACCUCUACCACCCCCUCGUUACUCUCUCCUAUGCACACUCCCUUGCAUACAUUCCCCUUCCCCAUUUGUAUCCUCCUCUCUCCGAUGCUGGUGUGGUGAGCAGCAGAACACUUGGCUGAGCUGCAUGGAGGCGCAGGGAGGGGCAGGGAGCCCAGAGCCCAACAAAGACAUCCAGAAGCUGCUGAAGCCAUCCAGCUCAGGUGAUCUAUCCAAGGAGCUGUUCCAGCACCCAUCAGGGGAGGGAGAGGGCAGCCUGUCGGGCCACUCCGCCAGCCUGCUACACAUCAGCGAGAAGAGACAACCUCUGAGCAGUGUGUCGUCUCUGGAGGUCCACUUUGACCUGUUGGAUCUGACUGAGCUGACUGACAUGUCUGACCAGGAGCUGGCUGAGGUCUUUGCCGACUCUGAUGAGGAGAACCACAAUGAGUCUCCAGCAGGUUCCCACCAGCCUGUGCUGCACAGGAGCGGCUACAUGCGCUCUCCCUCAUGGACGCGCUGUAGUAAAGUGGAGCUCCCGCGUGAGAGAAAGCAUCACAGUGACUCAGACACCGCGGAGCCCUUAAUGAAGCUAGAGAGACCGAAGCAUCCUUAAAGCUCAAGUCAAAACAACUGGCCUGCAAAGAGAGAGAGAACCCAGAGCCUGUUGGACAGACACAGUGGGAAAACCAAGCCACCAAGACGCCUCCAUCUGCCACUGUGCACUCAUGCGAUGUCCCACAGUGCUGGCAUGUUUAGGCUCAACUCUGGAAACUCUACUCUCUAAAGAUAAUGAUGACGUGCAAUAUUCUCACUGUUCCUGCUCUCUUCUCAUAACAACACAAGCAAACCUGUGCAGUCAUCGUGUUUUUAAAGCAGAGGGUUCUUAUUGCACUCUGGGCUGCCAGAUGAUUUAAAUGUUGUUUUAAGAUAGACAGGGUACGAGGUCAACAGAGUAUCAGCACCUUUGUCUUUACAGCUCCUUAGGGUGGGCCAGCAAAAUGAGAUUGGCAGUAAAAGUUAACGCCAAGGUGAUGGCAGACCUUGACAUAUUAGAUGAAACAUAAAUUAAAACAUCAAACUGACGCUUAUUAAGAAUAAGUGUCUUUCUUAAUAAUGCUUUAGGGGUUUCUGCUGCCUCUUACGUAGACAAAGGUAGCAUUAACAGAGGAUGUGAGGGGUUAAUCUCUCCAUCUUUAAGAUAACUGUGUGUUGGAAUGCAAAAUGCCUGAAGAAAAAAGUUGCACUUCUUUCUCUAAAUUGUAUAUCCAGCGCCCCCUGCAGGAUUGUAUGUGGUGUAGACACAUCACAUCAAGACACCGAGCAGCAGUGACAUGCAAUAAUUUGUUUUACACUCAAAUGUUUUUUUCUUCACUAACAAUUUCCUCGCAACGCUUACAAGAAAUGUGUGGCUGCCACCGUUUCUGCUGCAGGGAUGCAGAUGACCAGAAUUUAAAAUUAAAGCAAAUUUAAUGCAAAAGUCAGCAUGAUUUGUGUGAAUGCCAAAAAAACAAAAAGUAACAAAGUGCCAAAACUUGUUUUAACAAUAAAAUCAACUCAAGAUAUUUCAUUACUGUCAGGGAAUAUUCAACAGUAUGCUUAGUUUGUCACAUGCUCAGGCUGCCUAUACAAGGAGUGGCAAUAAUUCAGAAUGCUGUGGCACAGUGGAUCAAAUGUGAUGCUAUCGGAUGGUUGAGGAUUCAAUAAAAGGAUGGCUCCUUG
Messenger RNA from Girardinichthys multiradiatus, 1962 nucleotides. It is a transcript of the gene dbndd1, whose product is annotated as dysbindin domain containing 1. NCBI's taxonomy places the organism in Eukaryota, Metazoa, Chordata, Actinopteri, Cyprinodontiformes, Goodeidae. Bases 389 to 856 code for a protein of 155 amino acids. The transcript has 4 exons. Gene Ontology annotation, cellular component: cytoplasm. The record is from RefSeq and is a predicted model, not a curated record. Gene Ontology annotation, biological process: negative regulation of protein kinase activity.